Messenger RNA from Suillus bovinus, 675 nucleotides. RefSeq names its product ORMDL family-domain-containing protein. The record is from RefSeq and is a predicted model, not a curated record. The transcript has 5 exons. Gene Ontology annotation, biological process: intracellular sphingolipid homeostasis; ceramide metabolic process; negative regulation of ceramide biosynthetic process. Bases 1 to 675 code for a protein of 224 amino acids. Lineage: Eukaryota; Fungi; Basidiomycota; Agaricomycetes; Boletales; Suillaceae. Gene Ontology annotation, cellular component: endoplasmic reticulum membrane.
AUGUCGCGCCCCUCAACAAAGCUACUACAUCUUAGCGUAUCAGUUCCAGAUGAUAUCAAAGGCCGUCGGCGAAGCGGGAGUAUCGUCAAGGUUGAAGAAGUCGGUGGGCGUACAGAGGAACUUUUGGACCGUAGCGCGUACCUCAACAUCAAUGCUAAUUGGGUCAAUGCAAAGGGUGCAUGGCUCAUACAUGUCGUCUUGGUCUUCAUGGGAAAAAUCAUUAUCGAUACUAUACCUGGCAUGACACAACAGAUCAGCUGGACACUCGUUAACCUUAUAUACCUUAAUCUCUCGUAUCUCAUGUUCCACUGGGUUACCGGCAUUCCCUUCGACAACGAGCUUCACGGCGGUGCAUAUGAUGAUCUCAGUCUCUGGGAGCAAAUUGAUGACGGCGCGCAAUAUACACCAUCUAAAAAGUGGCUAUUCACCGCGCCUAUAUUACUUUUCCUCGCUUCAACGCACUACACGAAUUACAAUCCUUGGCUAUUUGCUAUCAAUCUCACCGCUCUCAUCGUACUUGCCAUCAUCCCAAAACUUCCUCAGCUCCACAGACAACGCGUUCGUUUCCUCACAGGUGAUGCCUCAGGCGUCUCAACGCCUGUCACACCCUCUUUCCCCAGGAUGGACCAGACUCUACUACACGCCGCAAAUCCGACCGAUGCUCAUUUUGGGUGA